AUGAAGGCAAAAUGGGUGCAAUGACAUUUGCUGAAAUGUUGUGCCAAUUGAUAAAGUUUUCAGAUCAUUUGACGGAACUGCAUUUAGAUGGUAACUGCUUAGGUGAGCUGUGUGGAAAAGAGAUACUCGAUGCCUUAAAGGAAAGGAAAGAAGCAAAACUCCAGGAUUUAAACAUUGAAGUGUCAGCCCAAAUGAAUGCAGAUACUUUUAGCAACAUUUUGAAAAAUGCCAAAAAGCGCAAGAAAACCAAAAGGAAGAAGAAGAAAAAGAAGUGAUAAAAUGAAUCGGUGUCGUCUAGUAGUGCCAAAUCCAGUUUUACACCAAAGUUAAUAGUCCGAUUUCCUUAUCAAUUUUGUCAUCAAAGAACUCAGCCUCAAAAUUAUGGACGCAAAUCUUGAUCUCCUCAGUUGAUCUCAUGUUUCCAGAAAACUCUUGUACUCUUGUGAAAAAUGUUUGUGUUGGAUGAUGUAACUACCAUUCCCAUCUAAAAGAAUCCCUGAGGUCCAUUAGAUAUGUUUUGCAUUCUUUUUACCAAAGUUCAGUGUUGACUUGUUGCUACAGAAAAUUGGACCUUCUACUUUUAGGUAAAUUUUUGCCACACAGGUGCCAGUCACUGAUCAUUUGCAAAAAGUGAGAAUCUCAUCCCUCUCCUUGGAUUGUAACUAUCGUUGAGUUCUCCUCCUUAAAUUCCCUGGGAUUCAUCCUUAGCCAAAGAUGUAACUGGAGCAGCCACACAUUUUUUGACUCCAGGCAUGGGCCAGAGAAUGAGUAUCCCAAAGCAAGUGAUUUGUCAAUACCUUUCCGACGUCCUCAAGGCUGUAAUAGAAUAUUCCCUAUUUGCUUGGAUGAAUGCAUUUAAGAAGGUUAACUUCAUCCAAGCCAAAGUGACCCAUUUAAUGGCAUCCAUAUCCUCUACUUUAAACAUUUCACUCCCUGCACCACUAGCUCAUUCUGGAAGUAGUGUAUGCCACCUGUAAAUUGCAGUGCAGAAAGUCACCAGGGUUUCUUCAAUAAAUCCACAACCACUAGUGGUAUCAGGGCAUCUAUGGCACACAAACUCCAACACCUCCACCCUACAUCCCAUAAAUUGUAUGUCAUCCUGACUUGGAAAUAUAUUGCCGAUUUGACAUUCUCAUUGUCAAAAUCCAAAAUGUAAGUCCCUUCGCAAGUAGGCUGCAGCAAUUGAAGAAGGUGACUCAAUACAAUCUUCUCAGGAGCAAAUUAGGAUAAGCAAUAAAUGUAAUUCUUGCCAACAAUGCUGAAAUGCUGUGAAUGAUUUUAAAUGUAUACUUUGGUGCUACAGAUGUGUGUAUAUUUAACCAUCUUUAUUAGCUGAAGAAAUACACUUAUUUAUUGCUUUUGACAGCUGCAUGUAACACUGGA
Molecule: messenger RNA, 1383 nt
Organism: Pristis pectinata (smalltooth sawfish)
Lineage: Eukaryota; Metazoa; Chordata; Chondrichthyes; Rhinopristiformes; Pristidae
Exons: 4
Coding region: 12-275 (87 amino acids)
Source: RefSeq, a predicted model, not a curated record